Molecule: messenger RNA, 3495 nt
Organism: Scatophagus argus
Lineage: Eukaryota; Metazoa; Chordata; Actinopteri; Scatophagidae
Product: proprotein convertase subtilisin/kexin type 5
Exons: 16
Coding region: 356-3247 (963 amino acids)
Source: RefSeq, a predicted model, not a curated record
CUUCCCUGCUUUCAUCAGAAGGAAAAACAGUGGCACGAAAAGAUUUGCAAACAGACAGAAAAUCCCUUCCAAUAACACGUUUUUUUUGUGCAAAUAUGCACGCUGUGAAUGUUAUUGUGACUAUGCACACCCAUGUAUCUAUCUAAACAUUUUCUUUCUUCCGAUGACCGCAGUCCACGCUCAUUGUCCAGUGUGUCUCACUUGAACGAACUGGUCCAGCAAGUUAUUUCUGGGCUGGUUUUCACAGAGCUCCACAUCGAUGUGCCAGCGUACCUGCUGAACGGACACUACGUGUUUGGAGACACUCCUGCUUGUUUUUUUCCUCACUUCCAGUGGAAAGUCCUCCGGCACCGCCAUGAGGUGCUUCGUCGUCUUUAUGAUCUUUCUCUACGGUGUCGAAUUUAUUGGAUGUAAGCCCUCGUCGCAGUGUCCGAGCGGACAGUUUAUGCUGAAGACUCAGUGUGUCCUCUGUCAUCCCACCUGCUCUGAGUGCAGCGGACAUGAGCUGUUUGAAUGCACUACCUGUGGAGUUGAUGAAGAUGGACAGGAACGUUUCUUCCACCAAGGUCGCUGUCGGACACACUGCCCCCGGGGACUCUACCCUGACAGGGGUCACUAUGCCUGUCUGCCCUGCAUAGCCAAUUGUGAACUCUGCACAGAUGGCAACAUAUGUGCCAAAUGUCAUGAAUACUACAAACUCCAGAAUGGGGUCUGCCAAAUGGCAUCUUGUAACGCAGGGCAGGUGCAGGACCCUGAUACAGGAGAGUGCAUUGACUGUGAGGUGGGCUGCAAAACGUGUUCAGCAGAAGACCCUGAGAUCUGCAACAGCUGUGUUGAAGGUUACUUGCUGUUCAGACAUCAGUGUCGCAGGCAUUGCCCACAGAGCACCUACGAGGACCGGGGUAGGGGUGUAUGUCUGUCCUGUCCAGCACCAUGCACAGACUGCAAGAGUAACACACGCUGCCUUGCCUGCCAGCGUGGCUACUACCUCAAUGGAGGCGAGUGUAUUAAACAGUGCCCACAGCAAACCUUCAGUGACUCCAGCGGGUGGCGCUGCCAGCCUUGCCACGGCUCAUGCCAGACAUGUCAUGGGCCUCGUUCAACGGACUGCGACCUUUGUCUUGGUGGUAACCCUCCUCUACAUGGGCAGUGUCCUCUGGUCAACUGUCCACUGGGACAGUACUACGACGGGAAAUAUGGUGAAUGUCACGCGUGUGACGCCUCGUGUAAGACCUGCUUUGGCCCUCAGGCGCUGGAUUGUUCUUCUUGUUUCAAAGGAUAUUUCCUGGACCAGGACAGUUCUUGUGUAGCUCAGUGUCCAUCUGGCUCCUAUGCAAACUCUGCUACUCAGCUGUGUGAGGAAUGCUCACCGAACUGUGAAUCUUGUGUUGACACAAGUGAUAACUGCAUCAGUUGUUCCAAGAGCGGCUAUAAACUUUUUCUCCACCAGGGGAGGUGCUGGUCAAAUUGCCCAGAAGGUUUCUUUGAGGCAGCAGAGGGGUCAUGUGAAGCCUGCGAUAACUCCUGUCUGACAUGCGAUGGGAUCAAGUCCCAGUGUCUGUCCUGCGCUGAUGGUCACUACUUAGAGAGUGGUACGUGUCGACUAAACUGUUCACUGCGGACGUACGCUGCAGAUGAUGGUACCUGCAGACGCUGUCCCCCACACUGCGACGUUUGCUCAGAUGACAGGACCUGUUUCAAAUGCAGUUUCCUCUACCUGAUGCUGAAUGGCAUGUGUAAAGCUAGUUGUCCCAUGGGCUAUUAUGAGGAUAUGGAGGAGGGCCGCUGUGGUCAGUGCCACCCUACCUGUGCCAGCUGUUCGGGGCCCCUGGCAGAUCACUGUGAGACCUGCUCAACUUUUAGCCCCAAACUCUAUAAGGGUGCAUGCUCCAAAGACUGCCCCACUGAUACUUACUAUGAAACUGAAGCUAUGGAAUGUCAAGAGUGCCACCAGACAUGUAUGAGCUGCUCCGGCCCAGACGCAAACCAGUGCACCCAGUGCGAGAAGGGACUUGUACUGGAUCCAAACACGUUGCUGUGUGGCGUGACGGGUGACACAGACUGCCCAUCAAGGACCUACCUGCACGAUGACCAGUUCACCUGCAUGGGUUGCCACCGACACUGUUACUCCUGCGAGGGGUCGGGCAGCGAUGAAUGCCAGACCUGUGCUGUCCCCAGAUUCCUUCACAACAGCAGCUGUGUGAGCGAGUGUCCGGCUGGUACAUUCAACACAAGGCAGGUUGCUGAUGGAACAGAGCUGGGAUACUGUUUGCCUUGUGACCGCGCCUGUUCCACCUGCUCUGGUUCAUCACCCAGAGAUUGUCUCACUUGCUCUCCAGGAUACCUGCGUCUCCUUCAACUCUGUGUCACACACUGUCCCACGGGGUAUUAUAGAGAGGGCUUCCACUGUGAGAAAUGUGACCAGUCCUGUGAGCUGUGCACAGGACCAGGACCUGAGUCCUGCAGGACCUGUUCACCUCCACUGCUGGAGCUGCAAGGCACCAAGCUUUGUGUUGGGCGCUGCCCAACACGCUUUUAUCAACUCAAUGACAUCUGCAAACAGUGCCACACCAGUUGUCAGACCUGCUCAGAUGCCUCGCCUCAGGGCUGCUUGACGUGCGACUGGGGCAGCACUCUAAAGGACCAUGUCUGCUAUCCACGCUGUGAGGAGGGACGAUACUUCUCGGUCGAGGAAACCUGUGAGCCAUGUGACAGCUCGUGUAGGCAUUGCACCGGCCCCAGGCCCGACCAGUGUCUGACCUGUCACUUGGACUCUGCUCUUCAUGCUGUGGAGAACCGCUGUGCCCGCUGCUGUCACACUGGAGGGAAUGACACUGAUUGCUGUGUUUGUGACAACCGCUCAGCUCUAUGUGUGGAGGCCCCCCAACACAAGUCAGGAGACGAUCAGGUAAUAGACCUGAAUAUGUCAUCUAGAGCUCUGAACCACACCUCAGCCACCCUGCCCGUUGCCCUGCUGCUUGCACUGGUGUUGGCUCUGGCCGUGUUUGCCUUGGUCAAGGCCCAUGCCAGGAAGAGGCUGUGCUGGAGCCAGAGCUAUGAGAGACUGAGUGGCAGCGCCAGCAUCAGCAUGCCCCACGGUGUGCCGGAGCCGGACAGUGGAGAUGAGGUGGAUGUGGUGUACACCAGCAGAGGUGGAUCGGUAUAUCGGCGCUACAGCUUCAUCCACGAGCAGGACACCGAUGCAGACCAGGAUGUGGAUGAGAGCACAUGUCUCAAUCAGUCGUAGAUACAUCCAAAGUUGAGCUUACAGUCAUAUCAAGACUGACAGGUGAAUUCAAUAUAGUUUAAAGUUUAGAAGAGAAUGUCGUAGUAUUUUAAAAAUUGCUUGUGUUGCUUUUUUGAGUUCUGGUGUUUAUUUUGUUCUACAAAGUGCCUGUAUGUGUAUAAUACACACUCUUAGAUGAGGCAUUUGUGAGUAAAUUGUGACAAAAAAAAAUACAUAUAUAUGUGUAUAUGUAUGUGUAUGGUUUUUUU